CAUACCCAAAUCAAAGAAAGAUUCAUAGGUCUUUUCCCAGGAUACAGAAGAAAAGAUUGACAAGCACUCUUCUAUAGUUCUAAGCAUGCGUGUAUAUACAUAUUUUAUUACAAGAAAGUUUCACAAGCUAUCUCUAUUUGUCUGCUGCUUUGAAAAUCUGGUGUCUUUCUUGGCUAAGGAGUCCAAGCAGUUGAACAAAACCAAGCAAGACGCGUAUAUACGCAAUAGAAGUAAAAACUUGCUUGUUGAGUCAUGAUUACAUUUGCUUACAUUUAAUUUCUCUCUCUUUCUUGAAUUUCCAAGGAUGUUUAUUGGCCUGGAUCACCUUCACUCUUCUUGAAUCUCCCCAUUUCUGCUUUCUUUUUUGUAUCUGUUUUAGAGCUAAAUUUGCUGUCCUGAUAGUAGUUGUUUAUCUGUAUUGUUAAUCAUUUGUUUUGUGUCAGAGGAAAAGUCAGUUUUGGGAGCUGAAAAAUUGAAUCUUGAUAGCUUUUGUAGAAUCUGGAGAGAAAAAAGAGGGCAAAAAAAAAAAAAGGAAGUAAAAUGAGUUGUUUUGGGAGCUAGGAAUUUAAGCUUGAUAUGUUUUGUUGAAUCUGUAGAGAAAAAGAGGGCAACAGGCAAAAAAACAAGUAAAAUGAGUGUUUUGGGAGCUAGAAAUUGAAUGUUUAUAGCUUUUUGUAGAAUCUGGAGAGAAAAAGAGGGCAACAAAAGCAAGUAAAAUGAGUAGUUUUGGGGGCUAGAAAUUGAAUCUUGAUAGCUUUUGUUGAUUCUGGAGAGAAAAAGAGGGAAAAGAAGGCAAAAAGGCAACAAAGUAGAAUUAGUUGUUUUGGGAGCUAGAAAUUGAGUCUUGAUAGAUUUGUAGAAUCUGGAGAGAAAGAGGGCAAAAAGCCCAAAAAAAAAAAAAUACAAGUAAAAUGAGUUGUUUGUUUUACUUCAAGGAAAAGGGCAAAGGUAGGGGGCAAAGAUCUGCACCAGUGUUGAAAGAGGAGAGUAAAUCAGAUGUUUCAGGAUCUGAGAGGGCUGCAAUAUCUUCAUGUUCAGCCUCAUCCCACCUCAGUUUCUCUGAGGUGUAUGAAGGGAAAGCUCAGAACCUGAGAGUGUUCUCUUUCAGUGAGCUUAGACAGGGAACCAAUAAUUUCAGCAGGUUGUUGAAGAUUGGUGAAGGCGGGUUUGGGUGCGUUUACAAGGGUAAAAUUAAGCCUGUUGAUGGAAAUGGUGAACCUGUUGUGGUUGCUAUUAAGAAACUCAAUAGAGAUGGUUAUCAGGGCCAUAAACAAUGGGUAGCAGAAGUGCAAUUUCUCGGGGUUGUGGAGCACCCGAAUCUUGUCAAACUAAUUGGAUAUUGUGGUGUUGAUGGGGAGAGGGGCAUACAGCGACUACUCGUCUAUGAAUUUAUGCAGAACAAAAGUCUUGAAGACCAUCUUUUCAGCAAGGCUUAUCCCGCUCUUACCUGGCAAAGAAGACUGCAAAUAGUGCUUGGAGCAGCUCGGGGAUUGGCUUAUUUGCACGAAGAAUUGGAAGUUCAGGUUAUAUAUCGAGAUUUCAAGUCUUCAAACGUGUUGUUAGAUAACGAUUUCAAGCCAAAGCUCUCAGACUUUGGCCUUGCAAGGGAGGGCCCAACAGGUCUUCACACUCAUGUCUCCACAGCAGCUGUAGGAACGUAUGGAUAUGCAGCCCCGGACUACAUUGAAACUGGCCAUCUCACAGCCAAGAGCGACGUAUGGAGCUUUGGCGUUGUCCUAUACGAGAUCCUAACCGGAAGAAGAUCAAUCGAGAGAAGCAGACCGAGCUCAGAACAGAAACUUCUGAGCUGGAUUAAGCAUUACCCUGCAGAAAGUCGAAAAUUCAGCAUGAUAAUGGAUCCAAGACUGGAAAACCAGUACUCAGAAAGUGCAGCUAGGAGGAUUGCAAAGUUAGCAGAUAGUUGUCUGUCAAAGAGUCCAAAGGCACGACCAAAAAUGAGCCAAGUAGUUGAAACUCUGCAGCAGAUCAUUCAGAGUUGCUGCGAAAACAGCCCCUCGUUCGAGCAUUUCCAGUCUGCUGCAGAAGAUUCAGCCGACGAUGAGCAAGAGCCCGAGCAGAAUGGGCCUACAGAAUCAGAAAAAAGGCGGAUGGCGCACUUGGCAAAACUAAGCGAACGCGUUGGUGGGCUUAGCAGAAAAGGGUUUAUGAUCAUGCAGAGGGCCAAAGUUACUUGAAAAAAAUGCUGUUUUCUUCUGCAUAAUUUGAUAUUUGUUUAUUUGUGCAGUAUAUGUGUAGAUUAGAAACAUGGUUAGGAAGUACAUAAAGGUUUCCACUUGUCUGCAACUAUGUUAAAUUGGCUUAGAGAGCUUAUAUAUGAGUUUUUGUCAACUUCUAAUAUAAUAUUCACUUCCCGACUUUUCCGGAGUA
Molecule: messenger RNA, 2388 nt
Organism: Ipomoea triloba (trilobed morning glory)
Lineage: Eukaryota; Viridiplantae; Streptophyta; Magnoliopsida; Solanales; Convolvulaceae
Product: probable serine/threonine-protein kinase PBL19
Exons: 4
Coding region: 912-2195 (427 amino acids)
Biological process (GO): protein phosphorylation
Molecular function (GO): ATP binding; protein kinase activity
Source: RefSeq, a predicted model, not a curated record